AUGGAAGUAGUGAACAUUCCUAUCAGCUGUGAGAAAAUGGAAGGUGUGAACAUUCCUAUCAGCUGUGAGAAAAUGGAAGUUGUGAACAUUCCUAUCAGCUGUGAGAAAAUGGAAGUUGUGAACAUUCCUAUCAGUUGUGAGAAAAUGGAAGAUGUGAACAUUCCUAUCAACUGUGAGAAAAUGGAAGUUGUGAACAUCCCUAUCCGUCUGGCGACUACGUUCUUUGUUUACUUCACAACGAGACCUCAGAAAAGUCUUUCAUGUCAUAAUUUCUGCUUUGUAAUGGAUGAGCAGUGGGAUUAUUUCGUCUGUGAUUCAUCGUUAUGCACGUCGCUCCUUCUGUCAAGUCAUGGCGCUGCUUUAGUAAGUGCCACCGUCCAAACUGUCACGUCUACUAGUGCUGCUUUUGUAAGUGCCACCGUCCCAACUGUCACGUCUACUAGUGCUGCUUUAGUAAGUGUCACCGUCCCAACUGUCACGUCUACUAGUGCUGCUUUAGUAAGUGUCACCGUCCCAACUGUCACGUCUACUAGUGCUGCUUUAGUAAGUGCCACCGUCCCAACUGUCACGUCUACUAGUGCUGCUUUAGUAAGUGCCACCGUCCCAACUGUCACGUCUACUAGUGCUGCUUUAGUAAGUGCCACCGUCCCAACUGUCACGUCUACUAGUGCUGCUUUAGUAAGUGCCACCGUCCCAACUGUCACGUCUACUUGUGCUGCUUUUGUAAGUGUCACCGUCCCAACUGUCACAUCUACUAGUGCUGCUUUAGUAAGUGCCACCGUCCCAACUGUCACGUCUACUAGUGCUGCUUUAGUAAGUGCCACCGUCCCAACUGUCACGUCUACUAGUGCUGCUUUAGUAAGUGCCACCGUCCCAACUGUCACGUCUACUUGUGCUGCUUUUGUAAGUGUCACCGUCCCAACUGUCACAUCUACUAGUGCUGCUUUUGUAAGUGCCACCGUCCCAACUGUCACGUCUACUAGUGCUGCUUUUGUAAGUGUCACCGUCCCAACUGUCACGUCUACUAGUGCUGCUUUUGUAAGUGUCACCGUCCUGUCGCGUCUACUAGUGCUGCUUUUGUAA
Messenger RNA from Aplysia californica (California sea hare), 1083 nucleotides. Its product is annotated as flocculation protein FLO11-like. NCBI's taxonomy places the organism in Eukaryota, Metazoa, Mollusca, Gastropoda, Aplysiida, Aplysiidae. The coding region runs from base 1 to 1083 and encodes 360 amino acids. The record is from RefSeq and is a predicted model, not a curated record. The transcript has 2 exons.